AUGGCGACCUGGGGAAUUGGAGAUAAUCAUGACUCGGACGAAGUCAAGUCACUCAAAGACCAACUGCGCCACAAAGAUGCACAAAUCGCGACACUUGGAGGUCAGCUUUUGAAGCGAGAAGAAGAUUUUAAGGGUCUUAGUGUGACAUGCAAUGAGAAUACUGACAAGCUUCGCAAAGAAGCUGACCGCGCGUUGGAACUGGAAGAAGCACUCACAAAACGAACCGAUGAGCUUCAGAAUGAACGCAUGACGCGUCAGAAUACCGAAGUUGCGCUGGCCGCUGCUCAGAAUAAGCUGAAAGAAGCGGAACAGGCCACGCAAGAAUUGUACGGCACUAUACAUUCGAUAUCAACGAAUGCAGGCGCGUCGUCAGAAGACAAGGCGAGAUUAGAGAAAGAGAACACCACGCUUCACGCACGUGUUCGCGCUCUUCAGUCGGAGAUAGCUGCAAGAGAGCAGGCAGAACAGCCUCUUUUGCGACGCAGCCAGCCGCAACCUAGCAAUUCGCGACGGUCUUCAGGUUCAACAACCUUGCGCCUGGCGGCUCUUGAGCGCGAAAAUUCCGAACUGCAAGCUUGCGUGUCCCAACAGGCCUCAGAGCUUCUUGACGCCCGAAAUCGCUUGUCUCGCGCACAAGAUUCCCUCGUCGGGAAGGAGAAUGAGAAGCAUGCGAUGGAGAAGCGACUACAACAGCAGCUGGAUGAAGUCCAAGCUGAGCUUAAAGAGCAACAGGACGAGCUCAAGGCACUGCAGGGGAGAGGAGGGGAGGAUGCCGCACAGAGAGAAACCGAUCUUUUGGAACGGCUAGAGGAGGAGGAGACGAGGAUUGCUGCAUUAGAGAAGGAGCUGACGCGGUCGAUGGAGAGCCGGAAGAAAGAGCUGUCGCUCUUACAGAAGGAGUUGGAUAGGUCAACAGUCCUUCUCAAGAAUGGGACCAAGAAGCUAGAGAAAGCUGAGGCUCAGAUCAUUCAGCUCAUGGACGAGAAGGAAGAGGGAUUGGCUCAGCGGAAGGAGGCGUACAAAGAGGUGGAGGAGCUCAAGCGUCAAGUCCAGGACGCAAAUUUCAGAAUCAGGUACUGUCCACCUCGACUAUUGACGGCGUCUCUUCCAUCCAGCUCUCCGCGCACGGAUGCAGUAACCGAAGCCUCAGUACAGCGCCUUCUGAGUGCAAUCGACCGACUCCGCGGCGAGCGCGACCAGCUGCGUAGGGAUCUCGAAUUCCUCAGCGCCGAGAAUAAGUUUGCGGUUGAAGACCUGCAAGCGAAAUUGGCUGAAGCGAUGGCAGCCCCAUCACCUCCACUGACGAAGGCAGGAUGCGCGAUGGAAGUCGACGGCGACGAGCUAGCUAUCUCCAUGACAAAGCUGAUUCAAACCGAACGAACCGCUCUAGUAUUUGCACUUGUCGCACAGCACGCACAGACGGAGCGAGAGGCGGGGUUGUCACAAAUUGAGCAUCUCCUGCAACAGCUGGACAAUGCUCGAUGGGAAUGCGAGGAGACGCGCAAUAAUCUUGCAGAGAAGGAGGCUCGCGAUGACCGAGUCAGCGUUCUGGAAAUGAGUUUGGAGACUACCAUGCAGAGCCUGCGGACGGCCGAAACUCAGGUCUCCGCGCUACGUGCCUCAACCGAGCGCUUGCAAAGCGAAAGCUCCCGUGAACACGAAGCAUAUGAAGAGACUCGUUCUUCACUCGCUGAAGCCCAGGCGUGCCUUGUCAAGCUCACGCAAGCGCUCGCCGAUGCUGAAGCGCAGCGUGAUUCGCUUGCUCUUGAAUUGCAGUACAGUCAGCAGGAGCUCAAGAACGUACGGGAAGAGUUGGAUGAAGCUAACAAGCGAUACGGGCAACAUUUGCGCUCCAUGUCCCACACCCAACAAACUCGUGCUUUGCAGGAACAGAUCGAGGCGUUGGAGCAGCGCGUAUUGAGAAGAACAGAGCAGAUUGGUGUACAUCAGCAUGACAUCAAGAGGCUCGAGACGAACUUGAAACUCCAGGAGGAGCGAGUGGCGGAGAUGACAACCGACUUGGAGGUCAUGUUGAAGGAGAAGGAGGCGAUGGUGGAAGACUGCAAGACCACUAGGGAACAACGCAACGAAGCGUUGAACAAGUGCGAGCAGCUGGAAGAGAAGACGGAGCGUUUGGAAGACGAGAAGGAGAAAUUGGCUCUCAGCAUGUCCGAUGCGGCGAAGGAAGCGAAACGCAUCAUUGAAGAGCAAGAAAGCCAAAUGGUACAGCUGAAAGCCAGUCUUAGCGAGGCCGAUGCGGAGGGUGUCAAGAAUGCCAGCUCUGUCCUCAAGUUGAACGCAGAACACGCACAAAUGACUCAGCUCCUUGACGACAAGAUAGAACUUAUACAUUGUCUUCUCAAGGAAAACGAGAUUUCCUCAAGUGAGACAGUCCAAGCGAUCAUUGCUCUCGCUACCGUCCGUGCUGACCUACGAGUCGCAACCUCCGCGUGCAAAUGCGCAACAGCUGGAAAAGUUGAGGCAGAGGAGCGACUGGUCGUAUUGCAGCAGGAGCUCGAUGUCAAGGUCUCUGAAUUCGCCAUUCAUAAGGCAGAACUGGAGACCAAGCUGGAAGAGCUGCAUCGCGAGCAUUUGCAGUUGGAAUCCAUGUCCGAGCAGGAGAUGAAGGCUCUUCGUCAAUCUAUCGUUGAACUUCACGACCAGCUUUCAAGCAGUGCCGACCAUUCACAAGCAGAAGACGACUUGAGAAGCCAGCUCGAACAAGCUCGAUCACGGCAUAGCGAGGAAAUCGAGGGGCUGCAGAGCCUUAUUGAACGACUCACCGCUGACCUUCACGAGGCACAACGAGUCUACGAAGAGUCGAAUGCAUCGCGCAAGCAAAUAGAAGAUGACUUUGACGGUAGAAAGCGGGCGCUCGAGCAGGAAUUGGAAGAUGCCCUUGCAAAACUGCAGGCAGCCACUCUCGCCCAUGAGCAACUUGCAGAGCUACACGGCAAACACCAGGUUGAACAAGACGGUCUUCGCGAAGAACUUAGCGCUCUAUCCCAGCAAUCUGCAGAACUGGACCGCGCACGCGAGGAACUCAUUCGUUCUACAGAGAAGCUUGAGGAGGCAAGUAAAGCCCAUACAGACUUGACCAGCGAAAAUGCGACGCAAUGCGAAGAACUCGAAGGGAACCUGACCGACUUGAAAGCUGCUCAUGUCAAGGAGCUGGAAGCUUUGCAGGAACAUCUCAGCGUUACUAGUACUCAACUUCGCGAAGCGGAGGAUGCCCGAUCCGACCUCAACGCUCGAUAUCGGCAGUUGAUGGAGGAGUCCUCAAGAACCGAGAAGCAGUUGCAGGACCAGCUGAGCUCUGUCGCAGAAGAGAUACGUCUCCUCAAGAGUAGGCUCGAGGAGGAGACAGAGCUCCAAUCUCAAUUGCAGAAAGAACGGGAAAGGCUUCGAGAAGCGGACGCAAGGCGGGCGGUCGCUGAAGAGGAAAGAAUCAAGUUGUCCGACGAACUGACUGUCCUUCGUGCCGAAGUUGACGACGUCAAAUCUACUCUGCAAGCUACGUGGCAAGAAAGAGACGGUCUGCAAUGUGAGAUCACGAAGCUUGAAGCUGAUAUCCAGCGCUUCAAGUCAUUGCAGCGGUUCACGGAAAGUCAGGCGAAGGAGAGCGCAACGCAGAUGAAGUCCCUCAAGAGCGACUUGGAUGAGGCUCGUGAGCUUGCUAAACGGGCCGAGAAUUCGUGCAAGGCCGCAGAAGCCACGCUCUCGAUGCGAGAGAUUCAACACGAGCAGACUGUGACAGCUCUGCGUCGUGAUCUGAAUGUGCUGCGAUCUUCCAAUCUAGACGAAAAGGUUGCUGAAUUGGAAGAGAGCAAUGUGGAGAUGGAGGAGCUGCUCAAGAAGAAGUGCCAGGAGAUUGAGGAUAACGAUGACCGCUAUCUCGAACUGCUCAAAGAGAAGAAGAAGCUCACUGGCAAGAUUGAGUCCUUGACCAGAAAGUUGAAUGCCCUUCAGAGCAAGGCAACAGCAUCAGCGGAGAUGAAGCCUCCGACGGUGGAAACCGCGACAGAGUCUUCCCGUGCCACAGUGCCUAGCAUAUCGCCGGUUGGCCCCAGAGCUUCAGCUUCCAAAUAUGAAGCCCGUGGAACACCGUCCGCGCGAUCAAUGUCUGCUCGCACAUCCGCCUCUUCGCACUCCCGCACCGCAUCCGGCUCGUCAGUCGUAUCGACGGCACAGAUGCCUGAUUCUUCUGCAGUCCCGCCAACAGUGUUCAGGUCUCGCACUGCAGACACGAAGCGCGCCAGCUCUCAGGCAGAAACUACACCCACCCCUCUUCCCUCUUCGUCUUCUUCAAGUUCAUUAGGAAAGAGACGUGUUCCGGAUGAUUUCGACAGCCACGACAAUCUGCCACCCCAAGGGUUCACUAGCGAAAGCCUCCCCAGCAGAGAUAUCGAAGCGACACCGCGCGCCCGCAAAGCGCUGCAAACGGGACCUGGGUUCACUCCUGUUCGUGGACGUAUCGCGUCUGUCGCUCCAGCAGAAGCAUCGCCUUCCAGAAGAGCGACCCCUGGGGCCGCUCUGCCAGACGUGACGAAUAGUUUGAAAGGGCGGCCUCGAGACGAGACCAAACCACACAAGGGUUGGUUAGCAAAGGCCAGAAAUGACCUUGCGCAAUCGAAGGAGAGAUUUUCAAGGCCACAGCGAUGA
Messenger RNA from Laetiporus sulphureus 93-53, 4662 nucleotides. RefSeq lists its product as uncharacterized. The record is from RefSeq and is a predicted model, not a curated record. The coding region runs from base 1 to 4662 and encodes 1553 amino acids. The transcript is spliced from 9 exons. NCBI's taxonomy places the organism in Eukaryota, Fungi, Basidiomycota, Agaricomycetes, Polyporales, Laetiporaceae.